AUGACCCCCGAACCUCAAGCAAACCCAGAGAAGAAAGUCACUGUCAAUGGAAGCCACCGAUCGAAUGAACUGCAGGAGCAUGACGUCGUGUGCGAGAAGGGCCGUGGGGAUCAUGAACGAUGGGCUGGUAACCGAUUGUAUCGCUUUUUGAUCAAUUCGCACAAAGAGACUUACAACGAUCUCACACCAAUGGAGCGAUCAGCGAUCAUCGGGAACAUCAUCGGAACCAUCAAGGGAAAGGGAGGAUGGUUUGUGCAGAACGAUGAAGGCCUUGGAAAGUUGGCUCGUUUGACCGAGGAAAAGGUGCGCAAAAAGGUCUCAGAUGAUCUUCGCCGAGAAGUGCGAAGACGGCGAGAGAAACGGACAAGCAACACUGCCUUUAGCUCCAAACUAAAGGCAUUGACGAAAGUAGAACCGAGAAGCGAAGAGAAAGUAGAUCUCAAGACACCCGUCGACGAUCCACGUGCAGCUGAUGUUUUGUUUGGCCCAGGUGCGAGACGUCAUCCAGGAAACAAAACUUACUGGGACCUCAUGAAACAAAACCUGAAUCAAUACAUCAUUUCUCCAUAUGGGGCAAGAUCUAUUAUCAGCAAGAGUAUAGUUCAAGGCAUUCGACAACUCGAUGGCCGUUUCCUUGAACAAGACCAGAAGACUUCGAUUUGGUACGAGAUCAGCGAUAGGCGUGCCAUCGAGAAGACAUCUCAUGCACUUAGCAACAAGAAGUACAAGACUCGAAGACGCGAUACUGAUGACAAAGAUGUUUCAACUCCACUCAAAAUUGAUGCAACGGUGGACUCUGAUGUGACGUCUUUCUCCAGUAACGGUUCUGAUGCUGAGAAUGCUCCAUUAUCAACAACGAGUGGUUCAAAGAAGCGCAGAUUCCUUGAGCGAAUGGACGAUGUUCCUGUCGAUGGCGACAUUGCCACAGACAGAGGCGUUCUUCUUCUUACUUCUUUGAAUGCCGUCGGAUCAAAGUCCGUCACCAGCAAGAAAACACCAACUGGUACUCCUCCAGCCACUCCCCCAACAAAAUCGAAGAACUUGUCCAUGACAGUCAUUACACCCAAUCAUGACUCGAGAGCUGCUGCAAGCGUUUCAAGUGUUUCAGAUGAGUCUAGUUACGGCGAAUCCCAACGCCCUGCCAAGACCAUGCCACCACCAGUCGUUAAUGCUCCUCACAUUCAAGAGUUCUCAUACCCAAGACCAGGCGCAGAGAUGGGACCCAGAGUCGCACCUCGCUACGGCAGGUACAUGGAGGAGGAAUACUACAAUCACGAGCACAUGAUUCACAAACUUCCACCAUCUCCAUACCCGCGUCGUGUGGAAGAGUACUCCUCACUCUACCACAGAUACCCGCAUGGACAACCACCACCAUCCCCGGCUGGUUACCGCUUUCCCCCAAAAGGCCAACGACCACCAUACUCAUUGCCGAUGACUCCUUCACGUAUCCCUCACCACCCUCAAUAUUGGGCGAGCGAAUAUGCAUCACCGCCUCCUGCCCGUCGGGGUGACGAGCAAAAGGCAUGGCAUUGA
Cylindrotheca closterium is the source of this 1533-nucleotide messenger RNA. The record is from the annotation of a GenBank genome assembly. Lineage: Eukaryota; Bacillariophyta; Bacillariophyceae; Bacillariales; Bacillariaceae.